Molecule: messenger RNA, 3884 nt
Organism: Sceloporus undulatus (fence lizard)
Lineage: Eukaryota; Metazoa; Chordata; Lepidosauria; Squamata; Phrynosomatidae
Gene: RPRML
Product: reprimo like
Exons: 1
Coding region: 405-743 (112 amino acids)
Source: RefSeq, a predicted model, not a curated record
GAAGGUGGUGCUUAGGAGCAGUUGGGGUGGAGUUUUUGUGUGAGAGAGGUUUUUUUUUUUAAUCGUGCUGCUUAAGAGACUUUACAACGUGCAUCUCCUGAGUUCUUAGUCUGACUGACUGCACAUUCUUUCCAGUGCCUGGAAAUUUUUGUUCCUGAAUUGACUUGUUUUCCUUAAAGAUUUGGCAGAACAGUGCUGAUCAGAGGGUCCUUCCUUGUAUUGGUUUAUCAUUUCCAUCUCUUCAUCUUUUUGGAGUUGUUUUUGUGAAAAGGAAUCAAGGAGUGAGACAGACCAACUGCUUGCUGAGGAGUCUUCAUAUUAUAUAUAUAAAGGGCCAUCUAUAAAAAGAGGUUUCUUUGCUUACCUCUUAUUUUCUGGAAAAUCUGGUGGAUUUGAAUAUAAAAAUGAAUGGUACAUUGUUUAAUCAGACAUUAGUAGAAGAAGGUGUGUAUUCCAACCGAUCCCAAGAUCUGGGCAGCACUUUGAUUGGCUGCUGCAAUGGGACAGGAACAGUGGUGGCCAGCGAUGGGGGAGCCUCAGUCCUGAUCCCUGAUGAAAGGAACCUUUUCAUCACCCGGGUGGUCCAGAUUGCAGUUCUUUGCAUCCUAUCCUUGACUGUGGUCUUUGGGGUCUUCUUUCUGGGCUGCAAUCUGCUCAUUAAAUCAGAGAGCAUGAUCAACUUUUUGGUCAAAGAUCGGCGGCCGUCAAAAGACGUUGGUAUUUCAAUCAUGGGACUGUAUUAAGAAAAUAACUUGGAGCAUUUCUCAAUAUGUGACUGGCAUGUGGAGUGUUGUUGCAAGUAUGGAAUUCCAUUGCAGAGUUUGGAAGAAGAAGAAGAGACUGGUAGCAUCAUGCUGCUGGAUGGAGUAACAUUAAAAGGGAAGAAAUGAGAAGGGGGGAAAAAGAGAAGAACGAAAGAAAAAGAAGGAAAGAAGAAACUAAAAGAAGGGAGGGAGGGAGUGAAAGGGAAAGAUUUAGCGUAUGUAUGUGUGCAUCAUAAGUGGUAAAGUCCUUGUGUUUAAAACAAAAAGAGAGAGAGAGAGAGAAAUCUGUGUAUCAAGUUCUGUGCAAAGUUAAAUUUCUGUCUAAUGCUGCAUGUAGAAAUGUGAUAUGUUUUGCAUGAACAGUCUAUGUGCGAGGAAAAGAAAAAAGUGAAGAUGUACUAGUCUUUUUAUUCUGUUUCCCUUGGAUACCGGUGACUGGACACACAAAGCUUUUGUUACAUGAGACAGGUGUUCACAUUCAGAUGCCUAACCCAAACUCCUGUGAUUCUGUGCAGAGGAAAGAUGCCUGUUAAGUAUCUUAAAGUGAUUGUGAUACAUACUAAUAUGAUGCAAAAAUUUGAGGUCUUUGUAUAUUUCUUUGUACAUGUGUAUGGAAUGCAGGGUGGGAAAGUUCUGUAAAUUGGCAGAGCUCAUGGAUGAAAUUUUGUGCCACAAAUGAGGGGUCUUAGUUUCAGUGUGUGAGUGUGUGCAUGUGCCUGCAUAUGUGCUUACACCUAAUCUCAAAUGGAGAUGUUUUCAGACAAAGUUUUUAUUGUGCUUGUCUUAUUCUUGGGAUUGUUCCUGAAGGGUAGGUGCCCAGUUAUGCUUGUCUUCCAUUUAGAACCUUUCCAUAUUUUUCCCAUUUUGUCCAUCUUUUUUGCUUACCACACAAACAAAAAUUCAUUAAAGAGGGGAUAGCUACACAAUGCUUUUUGAUUCAUAAUGCUAAGAGCCCUCUAUCUGGAAUUAUUUGAAGUAUUUUUGUAAUAAAAUGUACACAGAGAUUCCCCCCCCCCCAAUACAGUGUAAUAAUACGUUAAUUCUUUGGAAAUGUUGUUAUAAAUAAUGGCAAAGGGGAUAGCAAGGUGGGAGUUCCUCUAUUUUUGAAUCUCUACCCUACAAGUCGAGUAAUACGUUACUCUUGUUCAGAUGUUUUAAGAAUGGUUAAAUCAGAAGUUGUUCCUGUUUUUAAAAAUGCUAUGCUAAAAUUUAAGCAACAGCAAGUAAGUGGAAGGCUGCUCUGUCAAAUUGCAAAGACCUAGGGAUUCACAGAAGAACCUGCAAAGGUAUCUCUGAAAGGGAUUAGUCUGCUUUACUGCCUGCAAAUUGAUAUUCGUUUUACCUUCUAACCUUAUAAGAUGUAAAAAUCCAGAAUCCAAUCUGAAGAAAAAUUAACAGAGGAAGGGUCUUGGCCUCUCUUUGCUCAGUAAAAUUAUCUCCAUUAAUAUGGGCACAGAAAAUAAACUACUCAGUUCCUGUUUCUUUUACUGUAUAUUCUUUUUCAUUAAUGUGAUGGCAGCUAAAAAGGGGGAGAAUAUUGAAACCAUAGUCUUCCUCAACAUGAUACCCUCUAGAUGUUUGAGAUUAAAGCUUCUACCAGCCCCAGCUACCACAACCUGUGACCAGAGAUGAUGGCAGGAUGUAGUAGGGGUCGGGGUUCCCUAAACAGCUAUAAUACAGUAGAAAUUAACAUUGAUCUGUAUAUAUAAAUUUGUAAAUUUGCAAAUUGUAUGAAAUUAUGCAAAUAUUUGAUUUGUUUCACCAUUUGUUUUGUAUCCUUGUAGAACUCCUAGACAUGGGGAAAAUACUAAAAUUUUAUUCUACUUUAAGAAUUGUUAACUUAGAAGUUGUUCCUAUUUUUAAAAAAAAUGCUAUGCUGAAAUUUAAGCAUCAGCAAGCAAGUGGAAAGUUACUCUGCCAACUACAGAGCACAGUCCCUAUAUAGGGAGAAAGGCGGGAUAUAAGAAAAUAAUAAUAAUAAUAAUAAUAAUAAUAAUAAUAAUAAUAAUAGCCUGUUAGUAAUGUCCAUUUUGUCCUCAUGACAUCCCAUGAGGUAGGGCAGGCUGAGACAUAAACAGCACCUUGUUUGCCCAAGAUUACCAAUAGCUCAUUUUCAUGUGGUUUUGCCAUGUUGCUAGCAGUUAUUGCUUGUCCUAUGUAUGUGAUUGCAACUUUAGACUGGAAUUCUCACCCAGGCCCUCCUCAGUGGAAAUCCAACAUUCGGUUGCUGCAGCUAUUUAAAAGAAAACAUUAUAAUUUUCCAGUUUAAAAACUCUUCUCAAACACUGUCAAUCUAUACCUCCCUUAACCCAUUUGGUCAUCGCAUUUCUAAAGAGAAAGAUCAGCGUUUGUAAAAACUAUUUUGGGAGACUAUAAAGUCCCAGAGUCACUCAGCCACUGGCCAUGUUGGCGAGGGAUUCAGGGAGCUGUAGUCCAGAAAAGGGACUUUACCAAGUACUGCUAUCACCAUGCACCAUGUGCUGUUAGGUGCUUAAUAAGCCCAGCUUUUUCCUUCUCCAGGCAUGCAACAAAAAGAGGUGGAACAACCUAUGUUGUAGACUUUGUUCAGUGUAGCAGCUCGCAAGAAGUCUAACCCUGAGUUAGAAAUCUGGAAGUGAGAAUCCCAGUCUGAAGUUGCAAUCGUAUACAUACUUAACAAGGAAUAACUGCUGCACCUUGCAAAACCACAUGAAAAUGAGCCAUUGAGAAGAUGAGUGGUCUUACCAUUAGGAUGAGUUGAGUCAGCAAGCAUAAAAGACAGUGGCCUUUUCCAUAAGUGCCCCACAUCUAUAGAACUCUCUACUGAAGGAAAUAAAGUUAGCUCCCUCCUUGUUAGUUUCAAAGGGGUUAGAUCUUAAGACUAUUUUUUUAAAAAAAAUUGUUUCAAUCCACUUUUUACUGUAAUGAAUGAGCUGAACUUUUAAACUGUCAUUGUUCUCUCUGCUCUUAAAUUGUAAUAUGAUUUUUACUGUUCUGACUGGGCAAUUGUUUUAUGCUGUGGCUUUAAGAUGUUUGUAGAUAUUGUUUUUAAAUUGCGUCACGUUUACUAUAAGCUGUCUUGAGAAAAUUCCUGUUUUGAAUAUCAGCGUAUCAGUUCCUAAAUAAAAUAAGUAAAUUGAA